AUGUUCUCAUUCAAUCUCGAAAGCUCGCUCUCAGGCUCCGACCUGCCACUGCGGAUAACGCUUUGCCUUCUUCACUUCGUCUUUGGAUCCAUCUUCUUUGAUAUCAUACACUGGAUUGCCCACCGGUCCAACAGAUCUCGCUUCCGAAUACUACGACUACUUGCCAAGGCUCAUUCAAUCCACCAUCAAUACUUUGAUCGUAAUCUGAGAUUCAACGAGCGAUUCCGUCAUCGAAAUAUUGUCUGGCAUCUAUCACUUGAGGUGUCUUGUCAGAUGAUUGGGAGCACAAUGAGCUGGCUUCUCGGCCCUUUGUUCGUGCACAAGGCUUCACUUUCCCAGUUCCAUGACCUGAUCAUCAUACUCUCAGUCCAAGCUGGUAGAGCAGCCGUAGUGGCAUGGAACUCUGGGAACGAUUCAAAUCAUAUUCCUUACCCGCGGCUUCCGAAAGACCCUUCCACCUUCUUUGUUGGGCCUGAGUACCAUGCCCUCCACCACAUCGAACCUCUUGCCUACUUUGGGUCAAUGGUGCGCCUGCUCGACUGGUUCCUCGGUACCGGGGUCUCACUCAGGGGCCGGCGCGUAACGAUGACGGGGUCCAGGGGAGCCCUCGGCCAGGCCCUAACGAAGAAGCUUCACCUUCAAGGUGUUCGAUGCAUUCAUACCCCCAGAUUUGGAGUCGACUGGACGUACGGCGACUAUUCCUACUUUGAGUCUAUCCUUGCAAACACCGAUAUACUCAUUCUCGCCCAUGGAUCCAAGAACGACGACAAUGCCCACAAGGCAAAUUGCGAGUCCCAUGUUGCUAUCAUAGAACUGUUUAAGAAAUUUUGCGAGCGGCGAAAACUUGGAUUACUGCCAGAAGUUUGGUACAUUGGUAGCGAGGCCGAAUUUCAUGGGGCAUGGACGAAAGACAUGGAGGGCUACACACAAUCGAAACGCGCAUUCGUACCGCACGCCCAAAGAUACUAUGGAGACGAGUUCUUCAAUUAUCGACACAUAGUUCCGGCAGCGUUUACCUCGAGAAUGGGACGCGGCUUCAUGUCUGCUGAUUUGGCGGCCAAAGUGGCUCUGUGGUGGAUUUGUACAGGCGCACGUUACGUUCCAGUUACAUAUACCGGGUUCGCAUAUCUCAAUUUCUUCAGGUUCAGACUGGGAGGCCUCGCUAUUGGUUCGCCAAAGGGCACAUCUCGAGGAGCUUCAGAGAUAUUGCGCAUCAUUGAUGGAGGACGGGCCAAACUCUGGCCUUGA
This is a messenger RNA of Colletotrichum paranaense, 1248 nucleotides long. RefSeq lists its product as uncharacterized. Lineage: Eukaryota; Fungi; Ascomycota; Sordariomycetes; Glomerellales; Glomerellaceae. Bases 1 to 1248 code for a protein of 415 amino acids. The record is from RefSeq and is a predicted model, not a curated record. The transcript has a single exon.